Molecule: messenger RNA, 441 nt
Organism: Adineta ricciae
Lineage: Eukaryota; Metazoa; Rotifera; Eurotatoria; Adinetida; Adinetidae
Source: the annotation of a GenBank genome assembly
AUGAAGAGAACACGUGACCGGCUUUAUCAAGGAUUAAUUCAACAAUUUAAUGAAGAUUUUAUUCAUCGAAAUACACACGAAGUUUAUUCUUUACCAAAUACAUUGAAUUUAUCUUUUCGUGGAAUUAACGCCAAACAAUUAGUUCAGCAAUUGAAUGAUCGAUUAGCUUUUUCAACUGGUAGUGCUUGUCAUGAAGAUACAAAACAUCAAUCAAUGUCAACAACACUUCAAGCGAUUGGUACGAUUUCUCUUCUAUUCGUUAUUAUCUUUAAUAUGAAUAAUUCUCUUUUAUUCAAAGGUUUAUCAUGGGAAUUAGCACGUGGUACAAUUCGAUUGAGUACUUCUUAUAUGACAACUGAUGAUGAAAUAGAUCAAGCGAUUGCUCUUCUUACAAAUGCAAUCAGACAACAACUAUCUUCUUUUACUAAUGGAAAUCAUUAA